Messenger RNA from Drosophila ficusphila, 1926 nucleotides. RefSeq names its product RNA-binding protein 1 (gene Rbp1-like). The record is from RefSeq and is a predicted model, not a curated record. Lineage: Eukaryota; Metazoa; Arthropoda; Insecta; Diptera; Drosophilidae. Gene Ontology annotation, molecular function: RNA binding. Gene Ontology annotation, biological process: mRNA splicing, via spliceosome. The coding region runs from base 200 to 925 and encodes 241 amino acids. The transcript is spliced from 2 exons. Gene Ontology annotation, cellular component: nuclear speck.
UCUUCCAUCUUUAAUUUUUUCUCGUCCUGCGUUUGGGGUGUGUUCGCUGCGCAAAAAGCCAUAAAAAUAAAAAAUAAUUAAGCCAGGAAAACCUAGUGGAAAGUUAACCGAUCCAGAGGAGUAAAUAGCCACUGGCAAACAGGGGGCGUUAAACCGAAAACAAUCCAGAGGUAGAAAGUCACACAGAUCUCCAGCGAUAAUGCCACGCUACCGGGAAUGGGACUUGGCCUGCAAAGUGUACGUGGGCAAUCUGGGCUCCUCGGCAUCCAAAUACGAGAUCGAGAAUGCCUUCAGCAAAUACGGUCCCUUGCGCAACGUUUGGGUGGCCCGCAAUCCGCCCGGAUUCGCCUUCGUCGAGUUUGAGGAUCGCCGCGAUGCUGAGGACGCAACCCGUGGAUUGGACGGAACCCGCUGCUGUGGCACUCGCAUCCGAGUUGAGAUGUCCUCCGGUCGUUCCCGUGAGGGACGUGGCGGCGGAGGAGGCGGAGGCGGGGGCUCCGGCGGCGGCGGUGGCCGUGGCGGAGGCAGUGGCGCCCGAGCUGGAGGCGGUACAAGGGCCGGCGACGGCGGCGGUCGUUAUAGGAUAAAGUCUUCUUCUUCUACUACAACAAGCACAACAAGAACUACUACAACAACAACAUCAAUAAUAAUAAUAAUAAUUAAAAGAACAACAGCAAAAAAAGAAAAAACAACAACAGCUACUACUACUAGAACUUCUACUACUCCUCUUCCUUCAACAACAAUAAGAACAACAACAACAACAGCUACUACAAGAACAACUAGUACAACAACAGCAGAUCCUGCUCCUCCUUAUACACACAUUUCACCAACAACAAGAACAACAACAGCCACCACCACACCACCAUGCAAUUUGUUGUGCGGCCCCAAAAGUCAGAAAUUCAACAAAUUCGAUAUAUUCCGCUGACAGAACGAGAACAAAACCGAACGACUGCAACACUACACUCCCUCCACCAACCUGUUCAGCUCAACCCAGGCCAAAUAAAUCAGAAAAAAUAUCAUCAGCAACGUCUCCGGCUGCGCAGCUACAAGAAUAAUGCACCCAAAACCAGUCUAAAACCACUCACCUACAUCGCACUAUAGGGAAAACGACCAAAUUUAUUUUUAUUUCUGCUAGGGUCUUGACAAGGAGGCCACUAUUUUAAUUGUUAUUGGCAAAUUAAUAACAUAGCAAUGAUGUUUUCAGAAAAAGUAGAACAGACCCACUUUCUGAAGGGUCUUGUUAAAUUACACAACUUGCUGAAUGAUUUCAACUAAACUAAAGAUUUAAAUAUAAAAAUAUACAUACUUCUACAAAUUUGCCAACUGUUAUUUGGUGCGCAAAAAUGUAAACAUUUUACAAAAUACAAUUAACGUUAAGCUACCCUAUUUGUCGUUAAAAAGUGGUCGUUUUCCUUUAAGUGCAGACUACAUUUCCACAUCAUUAAUAGUCUGUUAGUUGACCCCAUCUUCAGGCUACACACACACAGACACACACACAUACACAAACACUCUGCCAUUAACCACACUAAUCACGAAGAACCACAGCGAACCGGGCAUCGGCGGCAACAGAGCAACUUCAUCAAGAAUCCAACUCCAAUAUGUAUCUAUGCAUAUAUAUCUAUAUAUAUAUACACUCACCAGUCCAGCAACGCUUCAAAAAGUCAACUUCCUACGCCUCCAAGUUCUGCGGUUGUCUUCAGCCUGCUUCCUUCGUCCCCAAAAAAAAAAAAAAAAAACAGAAAAAAAAAAAUGAACCACCCACCACCUCAUCAUCCGUCAUCUUUAGUGCAGCUACAGCAUCAGCAACAAGCUACAGCUACAAAAGACCAACUGCAGCAAGAGCUUCUACUUCUACUACUACAACAUCUGGCGGCCAGUCAGCAAAAGUGCGGCAGGGGGUCGCACAGAUCCCCCAAAUGCAGACCU